UCGAGAACGGGUACAAGCAAGCAGUAAUAUUGGUGAGAGUUCUAUUCGCUUACAACAGUUCGUCAAAUACUAUUACGUGGAGUGAGACGAGGCUUCACGGCACGGAUAUUUUCCACGAGUGGCUUCCUUUCUGCUGAUACAGCAGGAAAAAUACUACUGUAAUAAUUGAACAUCAUUAGAAGAAAAUAAAUCAGUAAAAAUGGUAAAAGAAACUACAUUUUAUGAUGUGUUGGGUGUAAAACCUGGAUGUACACAAGAAGAUUUAAAGAAAGCUUAUAGAAAACUUGCACUGAAAUAUCAUCCUGAUAAAAAUCCUAAUGAAGGAGAAAAAUUUAAACAAAUUUCACAAGCAUAUGAAGUUUUGUCAAAUCCUGAAAAGAAACGAAUUUAUGAUCAAGGUGGAGAACAAGCUUUAAAAGAAGGAGGAGCAGGUGGCAAUGUAUUCUCUUCACCACGUGAUAUAUUUGAUAUGUUCUUUGGUGGAGGUUUAGGAGGAAGAAGUGGUCGCAGGAGAGAACACAGAGGACAAGAUGUUAUACAUCAAUUAUCUGUAUCAUUGGAGGAAUUGUAUAAGGGAACUGUCCGCAAAUUAGCAUUACAGAAAAAUGUUAUUUGUGAUAAAUGCGAAGGUAUCGGUGGAAAGAAAGGUUCUGUGGAGCAAUGUUCAACAUGUCAUGGUUCUGGCAUGCAAGUUCAAAUACAACAAUUAGGUCCUGGCAUGUUACAACAUUUACAAACUAUAUGUGUAGAUUGCAAAGGUCAAGGGGAUCGCAUAAAUCCACGUGAUCGUUGUAAACAAUGCGGUGGUAGAAAAACUAUUAGAGAUAGAAAAAUUCUGGAAGUUCAUGUUGAUCCAGGUAUGGUACAUAAUCAGAAGAUCGUCUUUGCUGGAGAAGGUGAUCAAGAACCAGACUAUGAGCCAGGAGAUAUUGUUAUUCUUCUUGAAGAAAAAGAACACGAAGUUUUCAAACGUUCGCGUCAUGAUUUAAUUAUGAGGAUGCAAUUAGAACUUGUAGAAGCUUUAUGUGGAUUUCAGAAAGUUAUUCGCACUUUAGAUGGAAGAGAUUUAGUAAUAACCUCAUAUCCUGGAACUGUUGUAAAGCACGGAGACUUAAAGUGCAUUCUAAAUGAAGGAAUGCCAAUUUAUAAAGAUCCUUUCACACAUGGCAGGCUUAUAAUUCAAUUUGUAGUGAAUUUCCCGAAAUCUAUGGACCCUUCCGUCAUUCCAACACUUGAACAAUGCCUACCACCAAGAGAAGAAGUUAUAAUUCCAGAAGGAGCGGAAGACUGUUCUCUUAUGGAUUUGGAUCCAGAACAAGAAGUAAGGCGAAGAGAACAACGAGAAGCGUAUGAGGAAGACGAAAGAGGUUCUUCAGGUGUCCAAUGUGCCACAAAUUAAUUCAAUUACAUCAGUCUCACAAUAAAUAUGGUCAUUCUUUCAUUUUAAACUUUUGUCCCAUUCGCUUGAUUCUGAACCAUAUGUUAUUAACAGAAGAAUGAAAAAAUGCGGACAUAUAACAAAGUUUUUCAAGACAGAUGAAAAGAAUCUGAGAAAAAUGUUUAGAUAUGUGCACGACUGUGAAAGCUACGACUACAGAAUCACUAAUGAUACUAAUAUAAAGAUCAUUCAUAAAUAUUGAAUUGUAUAGGAAACCUUUAAUGCUGUUGAUGGUACAUUUAUUAUCUUUCUUCUAAAUUAAAUUAUAAAUUCUGGUGAAAACUGGUAAACUGAUUACAAAUUAGUUCAUUGCUUGCUGUAGAGAAGUAUUUAAAAAAAUGUACUUAUCAUUAAGAAAAGUGAUAAGUAAAGCUGACUUUACCCAACAUCUAAUGCAACAUCGUGUAUCGUUAAUAGUGAACAUAAUCAACUAUAUCAUGUAACGCUGAACAUUCUGAUUAUUUUCUGCUAUUUGUGAAUUUCUUUCUAUUUAACAAUUUUCGAUACUGAUCGAUACGCGCAUACUAAAUGCUAGAAAUAAAGUUAGACAGUCAAAUUAGUA
Apis cerana (Asiatic honeybee) is the source of this 2000-nucleotide messenger RNA. It is a transcript of the gene Droj2, whose product is annotated as DnaJ heat shock protein family (Hsp40) member A4-like. Gene Ontology annotation, biological process: protein folding; response to heat. Gene Ontology annotation, molecular function: Hsp70 protein binding; ATP binding. NCBI's taxonomy places the organism in Eukaryota, Metazoa, Arthropoda, Insecta, Hymenoptera, Apidae. The record is from RefSeq and is a predicted model, not a curated record.